This is a messenger RNA of Anoplopoma fimbria (sablefish), 2714 nucleotides long. Its product is annotated as tRNA-dihydrouridine(20a/20b) synthase [NAD(P)+]-like. Gene Ontology annotation, biological process: tRNA processing. The record is from RefSeq and is a predicted model, not a curated record. Gene Ontology annotation, molecular function: flavin adenine dinucleotide binding; tRNA dihydrouridine synthase activity. The transcript is spliced from 12 exons. Lineage: Eukaryota; Metazoa; Chordata; Actinopteri; Perciformes; Anoplopomatidae. The coding region runs from base 241 to 1665 and encodes 474 amino acids.
CAGAGGUCGUAAAUACGCCCACAUUUUAUUCCAGCAUGGUGGACUAAAGCAUCGUUGUUUAUUAUUAUCAACCUAGCUAGCGUUUUAUAUACGUGUAUCUUCAUGUGACUGUGUGGGCUUUCAUGGAGUAGAUCCAGGUGGACCUCGUGUUUUAAACAAGGACAUAGAUGUCAGACGACAGAGCCCACCCUUCAACUCUACUGUCGUAAGUUAGCCUGUUGUGCUAAUGUUAGCUGGCUGAUGAUAAGAAUGGAGACUUCUAACGGAAACAACACUAUCAUGGACAUGUUUGAGAAGGGAAAGGUCCUGAAAAUAUGUGCACCAAUGGUUCGAUAUUCAAAGCUUGCAUUCAGGUCCUUGGUGAGGAAAUACGACUGUGAUAUCUGCUUCAGCCCAAUGAUCGUUGCCUCUGACUUCAUGCGAUCUGUCAAAGCCAGGGACAGUGAAUUCACCACCAAUGAGAGUGACCGGCCCUUGAUAGUGCAGUUUGCGGCCCCUGAUGCCCAGACUCUGGCUGAUGCAGCCUGUGUGGUGGCUCCUUUCUCAGAUGGAGUUGACCUCAACUGUGGCUGUCCACAGAGAUGGGCUAUGUCAGCCGGGUUUGGUGCAUGCCUCAUCAACAAGCCUGAACUUGUAAAAGACAUGGUCAGACAUGUCAGAAACCAAGUGGACAAUCCAAACUAUACAGCAUCCAUCAAAAUAAGAAUUCACAAGGACCUGAGGCAGACAGUGGAUCUGUGCCAGAAGGCUGAAUCAGCAGGUGUAUCAUGGAUAACGGUCCACGGCCGCACAGCAGAAGAACGGCACCAGCCAGUCAACUAUGACGCCAUCAAGACAAUCAAAGACAGCGUAUCCAUCCCUGUCAUCGCCAAUGGGGACAUAAAGCACCUCCGUGAUGUGGAGUCCACUUACCAGCUUACUGGUGUCGAUGGUAGGCCCUCACCAGAGAUGACGCUGCAAUGGACUGCUGUGGCUCUCUUCCUCUAUGUGGAGAUCGGCAUCCUUGUCAUCCUCUGUAUACCCUUCAUCUCAGCCAGGAGAUGGCAGAGUAUUUUCCAGCUGAGGAUCUGGAGCUGUGUGGCAAGGUUCUGGAACAAAGUGUUUCUCACUAUGAUCAUAAUACUCGUUGUUCUCUUCCUUGAUGCUGUGCGCGAGGUGAGGAAAUAUUCAGCGAAAGAACUUGGCACAGGCGCCAAGCUGCAACCGAACAUGUUUGAUCACCUCCACAUGAAGCUGUUCAGAGCCCAGAGGAACCUCUACAUCUCUGGCUUCGCUGUCUUCCUCUGGCUGGUUAUGAAGCGAGUGGUCACCUUGAUUAACCAACUAGCAUCAGCGUCUGGCUCUACGGCUGCUUUUCAGGCUCAGGCUGAAAAUGCUACCAAGGCUGCCCAGAAAUACAACGAGGACAACGAGCUGCUGAAACAGACUCUGAUGGAAGGCAAGGGUGAUAAGGCUUCUGCAGAGGGCAUGGAGCUGUUGAGAAAAGAGGUGGAGAAACUGAAAGAAGAAGUGAGGACCUCUGGAGAUGCACUGAAGAACUCUGAGUCAGAGGUCGUGGUAAUGAAGCUGCAGAUGGAUGGCCUCGCCAGGGAGUAUGAGAGACUGCUGAAAGAACAUCAGGAGCUCCAGAAUCUUCAAGAUAGUGGAAACAAAAAAGACGACUAGUUAUGUGAGAUUCUUAAAAGUUGAAGUGUUUACACCGAAAAUGAGCUUAUUCACGAGAGAGCCACUGCAUCACAUGCUUUACCUUCAUAUAACACCUUGUGUCACAGUGCAUAUCACAAAACCAGGAUGUCCUCUGAGAUAGAAACUUCUGCUGAUAUCCGUAAUGGUUUUAAAGCAUGCAGGUGAAUUUUUAUUAGGGCAUUGGACUGUUUUUAAUGGAACGAGUAAUCUUGGAUGGUUUCCUGUUUCGGCCUGGUGUGACUUUGCCGACUUGCAGAAUACUUGUGGGAGGGAAUUGGAAAGAGUUCGCUCAGUAAUUGAUCCAGGUCUGAUCACAGAGCACUUAAAUGUUAAAAGAAAUAUGCAAGAAGGAUGAGUGUCGCUUUAUAGUUUGUGUCAUUGGCUUUAGCCAGGUGCAUAGUGUAGAGUGCAAUAUUUUUCACUGGCUGGAGCAGUGACAGCUAUGAAUGUAUUUUGAUACAUAUUUCUGUAUGAAGCAGGGACACCUGCUGCACCCAUUUUGAGUUUAAUGGUAUGUAAAUCCAGUCAGUGCUUGCAUGGCAAUGCAAAUAUAGUUUGCAUAUACAAUUGAACUUCACAUGUUUUUGUUCCAGCUGAUGAUGAUCUGUACAACUGGUACAUAAGUUUUGUUUUCUUUUUGUUCCCUUCGUAUUUUGAAUUUAUAAAUGUAAAUGUUGAAGAUGGAUAUAGAUAAAACUGAAUAUCUGUUGGGAUAGAAAAUCUGAUUCAACCACUCAUGAUCUUACAUAAGUUUUAAAGGUCUUAACUUAAAACUUUUAAUUGUCGUAUAUUUUUCUGCCCAAGCGUUUAUUUUUGAGUUAAAGCAGGAGUUGUACAGUAUGUGUAGUGAAAAGGGGGGUAGGGCUUUUGUUAUAUUUCUGUUACCCACACAAUUUUUUAUUGUUGAAUUAAUAGGUUAUUGCGCAAAAAUUCCUUUUCAAUUUGUAUUCCGACAUUUCUGUUGCAAACAGAAAUCCUAUAGAAGUGCCUUUUAGGUACAAUUUGUUGAAUAAAGAUACAUUUCUUUA